GCGCGCGGCGCGGGAGGCCGCCCCACUGCGGAACGCGGCGGGUGCCCCGGGCCGGGAGCGCGCCGGCCGCGCUGGGGUGGCCGCGGACAUGUGCAAGAUGUCGUUCAAGAAGGAAACUCCACUUGCCAAUGCUGCAUUCUGGGCAGCAAGGAGAGGAAACCUGGCUCUGCUCAGGCUGUUGUUGAACAGCGGUCGGGUGGAUGUGGACUGCAGGGACAGUCAUGGCACCACGCUUCUCAUGGUCGCUUCCUAUGCCGGUCACAUAGACUGUGUGAGGGAACUGGUUCUGCAAGGAGCAGACAUCAAUCUCCAGAGAGAGUCAGGUCCAACUGCCCUGUUCUUUGCUGCCCAGCAAGGACAUAAUGACGUCGUCAGAUUUCUCUUUGAAUUUGGAGCAUCCACUGAAUUUAGGACCAAAGAUGGGGGCACAGCCCUCUUGGCUGCCAGUCAGUAUGGGCAUAUGCAGGUGGUGGAGACCCUUCUGAAACAUGGAGCCAAUAUCCACGACCAGCUUUAUGAUGGAGCCACUGCACUCUUCCUAGCUGCCCAAGGUGGUUAUUUGGAUGUUAUUCGAUUAUUGUUGUCUUCAGGAGCAAAAGUCAACCAGCCAAGGCAGGACGGGACGGCGCCACUGUGGAUUGCGUCGCAGAUGGGCCACAGCGAGGUGGUGAGGGUGAUGCUGCUGCGCGGAGCGGAUCGGGACGCAGCCCGCAACGAUGGUACAACAGCUUUACUAAAAGCAGCCAACAAAGGGUAUAAUGAUGUUAUAGAGGAGUUGCUGAAGUUCUCACCCACCCUUGGCAUUUUGAAGAAUGGGACAUCGGCCCUCCACGCAGCAGUGCUCAGUGGGAAUAUUAAAACAGUCGCGCUGCUCCUGGAAGCAGGGGCGGACCCAGCCCUGAGAAACAAGCAGUCAAGUGCAGAACCUGGCAAAAGAGAGCAGCCAAGAAAAGGUUUUAAGAGAACACUAAAAUACCAACUUUUGAAGGAGGAAGUGCUCAUCAAUAAAGAAAGGCCAAUGAACUUCCAGCAGAACUAACCAAAAAUGAACGGAUCCUACGUCUCCUCCGAAGUAAAGAAGGACCCAGAGAGAGCUAACUUAGUUCCAUAUUCCGCUGAAAGAUAGAAACCCUAACCACAUUGUCCAAAAAGAAAUUGCUUUACAAAUAGUGUUGGAAAUUCCUUUAAGAAAGGAAAUGCUCAGAACGCCCACCCUGAGUCCCUGACCAGGGAGGAGCUGGGCUACAUGGCCCGAGGCAAGAACAGAAAGGCUCUGGGACCCCUUGCCCUCACUACCCUGAGUUUCUUACGCUGGCCUGUGGUUUCUUACGCUAGCCUGUGACUCCACUGCUAUGGGGCCUUGGCAGGUUGUGGAGUCCACAGAAACUCAUCUUAAACUCCACUAAGUUGGGUCUCUCAGUUAAACUCUAAGAGUUAACCCCUCGAAGAGGUUAAAGCAAGAUGACAAAAGCCUUUAAAAGACUGAAAGGCUGCUCUUCAGUGAAUCAAAGCACUUCUGCUUUUGCAUUACAUGUCAGUGUGCUAAGAGAUAUAGCUCCCUCAUAUUUUACAUGUAGAUGUAUGUCAUCCUAGCAUAAGGUGUUUUCUUCUACCCAGAGAUCGUAAGCGUGUUUAUUCUGAAUUGAUGCAUAAAUUGACAUUAGAGAGAUACUUCUGACAUUCCACCAUGUUAUUUUUUCAAAGAUAGACUGUUGAAGUAUAAAAAAGACAAAUUGUUUAUUUGCGAGGUAAUCCUCAUCUUAUUCUGAACAGGUAAAAAAAAAAGAAAAAUCAUUUUUACCUAGAAUCAAUAUUGUAGGUCUGAUAGGAUACGAGUGGCAAAUUUGGAAACUCAGAAAAUUACAAACCACAAGAAACUUAGGCUUGUCUCUUGAAACUUUUAUUUUGGUUCUAUUGUUGGGAAUCUGCUUCCCAUGCCAUAACUAAAUAGACAUAAUAGUCUGUGCAGCCCUGAGCUUCCAGCACCAGUUGCUGUCAUAGUGAUUUUGAGGUCCUUGGGUGAAAUGUGACAUCUGCAAGUACAAUAUGUUGCUAUUCUAUUGCAGGAGUAUAAAUAAUAAAGACUGUUAUUCGUAUUUAACAAGUGUUCAUCUAUGCAUGUUCUUGAGCUGACUGACUCCAAGAAAGAAACCUGAGUUUUAUUGAAUUAUUCCUUGGAGGGGAGUCAAAAUUUAUGUUCAAUGCACUUUAUACUCAAUGGUGUCUAAAUGCCUCAGUCAGUGCCUAAUUGCACACACAAAAAUUAGACGAUCUUUCUAAUUUACCAUAAUAAAUGCUGAUGGCAUUUCUGUUAUUUAAAUACAUCUUUGGUUUUCUUUUCAUGUUUUGUUCUGUUUUCCAGCUAAUGUUCUAUGUAAAGACAUGUUAAGAUGGAAGGAAAUGCAAUCCCCAAAGUUUUUUUCUAACCAACUUGCAGUAGUGCUAGAAGCAGUAUCUUGAAGUCAAUAAAUGAUGGAAUAUAAUUUUUGAAAUUAGAAGAUAUUCUCUUAAAGUUUUUUAUGAUCAAUAAAAUAAUCAACAAAAAUCAGCUUAUUUUAAUCAAUAUCACAAACCAAGAGAGUAAUGAGCAACCCACAGAGCUGCCAGAGAUGUCUACAGCCUGACUAGCUAUGCAACAAGUCUGCAGUCUCAUUUCAGGAUAAAAUUUAGAAAGCUCUGGGGCACCUGGGUGGCUCAGGUCAUGAUCUUGGGGUCCUGGGAUCAAGUCCCACAUUACAUCGGACUCUGCUCAGCAGAGAAUCUGCUUCUCCCUCACUCUUCCUCUCUCUCCUCUCGCUCCAAUAAUUUUUUUAAAACUUAGAAAGUUCUGUCUAUAUCACUAAAACCCCUGGAUAUAAACUUUUAGUAGCUAAAAGGCAGUGCUGGUUUCCUCACUGACUUUCUUUUACUUAGCAAAGUAGUACAAAUACACUUUCCCCCAUGGAAAUUUCAUAAAGCUGUGUUCAUUUUGAAGAGGAAAGUAGUGUGGCCUUAAAUGCUUUGUGUUUUCCCCCCUUUGUUAGCCCUUAGGCCAAAACUGAAUGUUCAUCACUGAUAUAAAUCAAAACAAUAUUAUGGACACUGAUAACAGAGUUCCAAAACAUAAAAUGGGAUGAAAUCACAAACAUAAUGUUUUCCGUAAGAUAUGUUGGCCUUGGCCUGUUGUUUUAAGUAGUUAAUGUUCUUGAUCAAUAUUAGGGCCAUAAAAAUGAAUCCAGUAGCUUUAACAAUAAAAAAUAUAGGCUUCCCUGCUAUAGGUAAGUGGUCUUUAGCUUAGAACGAUCACAUUUGAUCUAGAUGAGCUUAUGACAUUAUCCAUAGUAGGAAAGAUGAAUAUGUUAACCACUCACCAAAGAAUGAACAAAAAGUCUGUUAUUUGAAAUAAAAUUGCAUUUGUUUUGCACACAGGUGGAUGGUUUUUAUUUUUUUAUGAUACUUAUUUUAUGUUAAUCUAAUUCAAAUUCAGUGAGCUCUGCAUCCUAAGACAGAACUAGCAAUUCCUAUGCAAAUCAUUUGUUAAUUGAACUAUAAAAGUUUUCAUUAUAUCCAUUUGUUUGAUGAUAUAUUCCAUGUUAUAAUUCAAAAUAAAGUUAAUGUACUACCCA
Molecule: messenger RNA, 3605 nt
Organism: Nyctereutes procyonoides (raccoon dog)
Lineage: Eukaryota; Metazoa; Chordata; Mammalia; Carnivora; Canidae
Gene: ANKRD29
Product: ankyrin repeat domain 29
Exons: 11
Coding region: 89-1039 (316 amino acids)
Biological process (GO): RNA processing
Molecular function (GO): RNA binding; protein binding; RNA nuclease activity
Source: RefSeq, a predicted model, not a curated record